Struthio camelus australis is the source of this 1023-nucleotide messenger RNA. NCBI's taxonomy places the organism in Eukaryota, Metazoa, Chordata, Aves, Struthioniformes, Struthionidae. The record is from RefSeq and is a predicted model, not a curated record.
AUGCUGCUGCCACAGGGCAUUUUGAAGCAACAGAAGCCAUCAGGGAAGCAGUCCAUCAGGAAAGGUCUCUGUGCCACCUCUCCAGGCCCUUUUGACGCUCCCUGCAGUGGGUUCCAUGAUGAGCCUAACAGGAGGCAAUACUGGGCGGGAGAAAACAUCAUGGUAGCCAACACUCAAUUCCCAGCAGCUCAGCAGUGGCAAACGGGAAAAAGGCGGAAGGAAAGAAGGCUCAUUUUCCAGGUAGGUACCAAAGGAAGGCAGGAACACACUUCAACUUUGUCAGAUACCAGUUACACAGAGGUUACACAAAGAAGCAUCCGGAUGAGAAAAAGGUGGCCUCCCAAGAAGUCGCUGGAAGCAAUCAGGCAUCUCACCAGCAUUGCUAAUGACACUGCAACGCCCCUCCACUGUGUCCGAGACUCGCUCUCACUGGCCAUACUUUGCCAGGAGAAUGAAAUGAACGUGACACCCAAACUCAUUCCUCUGGAGAUGAAGAUAGAGGUUCCAGGCUCUAUUGCAGCCACAGAGGAGUGUCAUGAGCUGUGGGAGAAAAGCAGGAGCAUGGAGGGACCAAGCAGGCACCAUCUUCGUCCUCCAGAAGUAAGAAAACAGUUUGCUGAGGUUUUACAAGCCAACUCAGUUGGACUACUGGACAGCACGCGGGACACCGAAACCUCUGUUCCUGAACACCGCGGAAAGCAGCGCGACACGAAGACCUCCCACAUGCAUACAGCAGAUCCUAAAGGAGCCACCGUUCCCCGGCUGCCUUUUCACUUCGAGGCGGCCAACCGCUUCGCUUACUCGACUGCCAGAAAGCAGCGGCCGGCCAGCGAGAGCGGGUUUGUAAUUACGCGUAUUUUUCACGCAUAUAUCUCUCCCAUGAUGAAAUAUUCUCUAAGCGUAGCUCGUUCCUGCCGUGAGUUCCCGCGGGACUGCUGUGUUCCCAGGCACCUGCGGAAGGAGCACCACGACUGCCUUCCUGCCCGCUGCCAUCGCGCCGCCUUGUCGAAACAUGGCGUUUAA